Molecule: messenger RNA, 3374 nt
Organism: Magnolia sinica
Lineage: Eukaryota; Viridiplantae; Streptophyta; Magnoliopsida; Magnoliales; Magnoliaceae
Product: probable LRR receptor-like serine/threonine-protein kinase At1g56140
Exons: 24
Coding region: 48-3071 (1007 amino acids)
Biological process (GO): protein phosphorylation
Molecular function (GO): protein kinase activity; ATP binding; protein binding
Source: RefSeq, a predicted model, not a curated record
UACCUAUCUCUCAGCCAUCCCAUGCACUAAUAGCUUUUCACAGAAAGAUGAAGUUGAUACUAAAAUCUCCAUCUUUUAUUUUCCUUGCCUUUUGCUUUGGGUGUAUACAUCUCUUGUAUUUGGGAGAGAGGUCCAUAGCUCAAACUACAACUAAUGCUACAACAGACCCAUCUGAAGCGGCCACUCUAAACUCCAUCUUUCGGCAAUUGGGUGUGUCUGCAUUGCCUACGUGGAACAUAAGUGGUGAACCAUGCAGUGGGGUCGCCACUGAUGAUUCUAAGAGCAUCGAUGAUGAGGACAUGAAUCCGGUGAUCAAAUGCGACUGCACAUUCAACAACGGGACCACCUGCCACAUAACAGCACUGAAAGUUUAUUCUUUGAAUGCAAGAGGCACAAUCCCGGAAGCGCUUGGGAAUCUGUCACUUCUCUCCAAUCUGAAUUUGGGUCAAAACUACUUAACCGGUUCCUUGCCUUCAUUUAUCGGCAAUUUAACAUCCAUGCAAUACCUGUCCUUUGCAGCCAACGCGUUGUCUGGAAGCAUCCCAAAGGAACUCGGAAACCUUCAAGAACUUUUGUCAUUGUCCUUUGGCUCAAAUAGUUUCAAUGGAUCACUCCCUGCAGAGUUGGGGAAUUUGGUAAAUCUGGAAGAACUUUACAUGAGCAGUGCCGGUGUCAGCGGUCUGAUUCCUUCAACAUUUGCCAAUCUAGUAAACUUGCAGAUAGUGCGGGCCUCUGAUAAUGAGUUCAAUGGUUCAAUACCUGACUUCAUAGGGAAUUGGACUAAUCUUAAAGCUCUGAGGUUUCAAGGGAAUUCUUUUCAAGGUCUGAUACCAUCGAGUUUUUCUAAUUUAACAUCUCUAACCGAGCUGCGAAUUGGCGACAUAAUGAACGGGACCUCAUCGUUGGCAUUUAUUAAGAACAUGAAGAGCUUAACCACCUUAAUCUUGAGAAAUAAUCGGAUUUCGGGUACAAUUCCAUCCGACAUUGGAGAUUAUCAAUCAUUACAGCACCUGGAUUUGAGCUUCAACAAUUUAACUGGUGAAAUUCCAAGUUCUCUCUUCGGUUUGACUUCACUUAGUUACUUGUUUCUUGGAAACAAUAGCUUGUCCGGUAGCCUUCCUUCUAGUAAAAGCUCAUCACUUGUCAACAUAGAUUUGUCAUACAAUCAAUUAUCAGGAAGCUUUCCUUCUUGGAUCACACAAGGCUUACAACUGAACUUGGUUGCCAACAACUUCAUCAUUGAUAGUUCUAUUAACAGUGCUUUGCCUUCAGGAUUGAAUUGUCUUCAGCGGAACUUUCUGUGCAAUCGGGGUUCUCCAAUCUAUUCUUCAUUUGCAAUCAACUGCGGCGGUAGAGGGAUGACCUCUUCUAAUGGAAUGGUGUAUGAGAAUGAUGAUGAGGUUCUCCGCACAGCAAUGUAUUAUGUAACUGACGAGACCAGGUGGGCUGUCAGCAACACUGGGUUGUUUGCUGGUAACAACAAUGCCUCGUACAUCUCAAGCUCUUCUUGGCAAUUUCUAAAUACUUCGGACUCAGAGCUCUUCAAAACAUCAAGGAUAUCACCAGGAUCGCUAAGGUACUAUGGACUCGGGCUUGAGAACGGCCAGUACAACAUAACUCUGCAAUUCGCUGAGAUAGCUAUCGAAGAUUCAACUACUUGGGAGAGUGUUGGAAGGCGUGUAUUUGACAUUUAUGCCCAGGGAAAUCUUCAAUUGAAAGAUUUUGAUAUAAAAAAAGCGGCAGGUGGGGUCUCUAAGAGUGCCGUUAGGAGGACUUUCCAGGCUAAUGUCACCGAGAAUUUCCUUGAAAUCCAUCUCUUUUGGGCUGGGAAAGGGACAUGCUGUAUACCUGUUCAAGGUACUUAUGGGCCAUCUGUUUCAGCCAUCAGUGUCACUCCCGACUUCACACCAACCGUUAGUAACCGUCCGCCAGGUUCAGAAAAGAAAAACAAGACUGGUUUGAUCGUCGGGAUUGUAGUUGUUGUUGGUGCUCUGUGCUUUAUAUCCAUUUUUGUAGUUUUUAUCUGGAGACGAAGGAGAAGGGGCAUCAAUGAAGAUGAAGAGUUUCUAGGUAUGGCUGCCAUAGCAAACACUUUCAGUUAUUCUGAACUAAGGACUGCAACAGACAACUUCAGUCCGGCAAGUAAAUUGGGAGAGGGAGGAUUUGGGCCUGUUUUUAAGGGAACACUUUCAGAUGAACGGGUAAUAGCUGUGAAGCAACUGUCAGUAGCAUCUCGUCAAGGAAAGAGUCAGUUUGUAACAGAGAUUGCUACCAUAUCUGCAGUGCAACACCGGAACCUUGUGAAGUUGUAUGGAUGCUGCAUUGAGGGAGAUAAGCGGCUUCUAGUUUAUGAGUAUCUUGAAAACAAAAGCCUUGAUCAGGCACUCUUCGGAAAGAGCAACUUGAAUCUAAAUUGGGCCACCCGCUUCAAUAUAUGCUUGGGUACGGCUAGAGGUCUUGUUUAUCUCCAUGAAGAAUCUAGGCUCCGGAUUGUACAUAGAGAUGUCAAGGCCAGUAAUAUUCUGCUUGAUGCUGAUCUUAUUCCCAAGAUUUCAGAUUUUGGUUUGGCAAAGCUGUAUGAUGAUAAGAAGACCCACAUCAGCACACGGGUUGCAGGGACAAUUGGAUAUCUCGCACCAGAGUACGCCAUGCUUGGGCAUCUGACGGAAAAGGCCGAUGUGUUUGGAUUUGGGGUUGUUGCACUCGAGAUUCUCAGUGGAAGGAUGAAUUCAGAUACAACCUUGGAUCAACAUAAGAUUUAUCUUCUUGACUGGGCAUGGAAUCUACGUGAAGCCAACAGACCAUUGGACCUGAUGGAUCAGAGACUGUCUGAAUUUGAUGAAGAAGCAGCGCUACGGAUGAUUAGAGUAGCUCUUCUAUGCACUCAGACGUCCCCGGUGCUACGCCCGCCAAUGUCCCGUGUGGUGGCCAUGCUAGUAGGCGACGUCGAAGUGAGUAGUAUCACAUCACGGCCCAGCUAUUUAACUGAUUGUCAACUUGAUGAGAUAAACACCUUCACGACCGAUGACAUGUUGCGAGAGUCAACAGGGAGAACAUCAAACACAACUUGACACAUUAUCAAAUUCGAUGACGUUCGCUUAUGUGGACCCAUCGCCUGUGGCCACCGAGAAGGAUGGUGAUGAUCGUCUUCUAAGCUGUCCAUGUAUGCAUGCAUAUGAAUACAUAUUUACAUGCAUGUAUGUGCAUUAAUACAUCCAUUGUUAUGGAUACGUGUACAUAUACCACCUAUUUACAUUUCAUAUUGAGGUUUGAUGGUCUGUAUUUGGGAUUUAUUUACAUUUGUUUGAAAUGUACUUAACUGUAGACAAAUGGCUGUAGCCUCACAGGCUGCUUUGAGACAGAUAUUCAAAUCA